ACCUCUGAUGCCAAAGAGGAUGAGGGACUGUCUGAAAACAAUGAUAAGUUAGCCAGCGCUAGCAGAAAGUGAAGCUCUAGUUUUUGCUCAGGCGGUUGCCUUGCUCGCUAGCAUCCUGAGAAGGAAAGCUCUGAGAUUUUUUUUGCAAGGACUGGAUGCGGAAGGAGGAUAUGAGGCAAGCUGGACAGCUAAUGCUAAUUAUGAAUGUUUUUUCAUACAUUCAGUGGGUUACCAAUGUGCCAAAAAGUCACUCUCCUGAUUACCCAACAAGGAUUAGGCUAGAGUGUGGCAACGUCGGUGCAGGGAGGGAGCACAUACUGGCACAAGAAUAUGCAAGGAUUCUCGACCUCAACUGAAGUAUACAUAUCCAAGACACAGAACUAUUGUCCUUGAUGAUACAGUCUUGGUUAACCUGCCAUCCCCAAUGGAAGUGCCAUCAUAGACACAAAAUACUGUGGCUCCAACUGCUGAACAGUUUUUUGAGCUACAGCCUAGAAGGAGGACGCAUUUCAGCUUUUGGUUGAACCUGAAGGUGGAGAUGGGUUCCCAAGCUCUUCAGAUAUUGCGGCAGGGUGUGUGGGCUUCACUGACAGGAGGCUGGUAUGUGGACCCCCAUCAGAGCACAUUCUCCAACUGCUUCCACCUCUACCUUUGGAUAUUUCUUCUGGCCUUCCCCUUUCUGUUGUACAUGGCUCUUCCUGCAAGCCUGGUGGUCGCAGGUGUCUACUCUGCUGUUGUGGCAGUCUUUUUCACAGCCAUUAAGGUGGUGAACUACAGGCUUCAUGCUAUGUUCGACCUUGGGGAGAUUAUAGAGAAGAAGCAGGCCUCACUCACAGCUGAAGCCCCAAGGACAGAAGAAGGAGAUGAAGGUCUUCACAGGGAUAGUCAUGUUGGUGUAGAGAUGACUGUGUUUCGGAAGGUCAACUCAACACCCCCAGUGCGCUGUAGCUCACAGCACUCCCUGUUUGGAUUGAACCAGGUGUCGGAGUUCUUACCCCAGCUGGAGGAUUCAGGGGGCACUAAGGCCAUGGCUCCAGAGGAUGGGGGCAAACACGACUCAGUCAGCAGUGUAAAGAGGACCCAGGCCAUCCGCAGGAGACACAAUGCUGGGAGCAACCCUACACCGCCCCCGUCCACCAUGGGAUCCCCUCCAAGCCUACAGGACCUCCAGCGGGCUCGGACAUCCUCUCAUUCACGGACUCGCACACUUCCUUCAGCCUUACAGUUUGCUUCCUCGCUCCUACUGCCCCGUAGUGGCAUCCACGAGGCCUCCACCUUCGACGACACAUCAGAGGGAGCAGUGCACUAUUUCUAUGAUGAGAGUGGAGUGAAGAGGUCCUACACGUUUGGACCUGCUGGAGGCGGUUAUGAGGACCCAGUUCAGGAGCGAGAGAGGCAGUCUCAGUCUUCAAGCUUCACCUCCACUGAGGUCCAAGAAGGGGCACCAGUCCUGUCCAUGCUCCAGCCCAGACCUGUGGUUUUACAGGGCAUGCAGGUGCGCAGGGUGCCUCUGGAAAUGCCCGAGUUUGAGCUGGAUCACGAGUCUCUACAAGAGUCCCAGGAAAACACUCUGAUGAUUGAGGAGAAAGCCAAACCCAAACAAUACUAUCGCUUUUGGGUGCUGCCUGGGAAGUGGCUGAGGGUUCGAUAUGAUCGAUUGGCUCUUCUGGCCUUAUUGGACAGGAACCGGCGAGUGGGAGAAAAUGUGUUUGCUGUGGUGCUGGCCAGUCUGGUGGCCUUCCUGGGGUUCCUACUGCUGCUCCAGGGAUUUUUCAGGGACAUCUGGGUCUUCCAGUUCUGCCUGGUCAUUGCUAGCUGCCAGUACUCCUUACUGAAGAGUGUACAACCAGAUGCAGCUUCUCCCAUGCAUGGCCACAACUGGAUCAUUGUGUACAGUCGGCCGGUCUACUUCUGCUUGUGCUGUGUGAUGAUCUGGAUCUUUGACCUAUCUGGGCGCUCUGGAAGCCUGCAACCCUUCUCCCUCUAUGGUGUCACCUUCUUCUCUGCACACUUCCUGCUUUGUGUCAGGGAUAUGCUCAUUGUGUUUGCCUUGUGUUUCCCAGUCAUUUUCCUGUUUGGGUUGCUACCUCAGGUCAAUACGUUUGUGAUGUGUCUGCUGGAGCAGAUUGACAUGCACAUUUUUGGUGGAACUGCCACUACCAGCCCCCUCUCAUCUCUGUUCAGCCUUAUACGCAGCGUGUUGGUGGCUGCUCUGCUGUACGGAUUUUGCCUCGGUGCUAUCAACGCACCGUGGGGGGAUGCCCAUGUGCCAGUACUGUUCUCUGUGUUCUGUGGCCUCCUCCUGGCCUUAUCCUACCACCUCAGCCGCCAAAGCAGUGAUCCUACCAUCCUGUGGUCACUUGUCCGGUCUAAAUUAUUCCCUGAGCUGGAGAACCGAACACCAGAAGAACCCCCUGUGGAGAUCAAGGACCCUCUUCCUGAGAAGCUGCGUAACUCUGUGAAAGAGAUUCUUCAUUCAGACCUUGUCAUGUGUCCCCUCAUGGCUGUGAUUACCUUUGCCAUCAGUGCCAGCACAGUUUUCAUCGCUCUACAACCUGCUCUUAGCUUUGUCCUGUACAUCCUGGCCGGAGUUGUAGGCUUCAUUACACACUAUCUCCUGCCACAGCUCCGCAAACAGCUGCCAUGGUUCUGCCUGGCUCACCCCGUGCUCCGCUCCAGAGAGUACAGUCAGUUUGAGGUCCGAGAUGCUGCUCAGUUGAUGUGGUUUGAGAAGCUGUAUGCGUGGCUUCAGUGUGUGGAGAAGUAUUUCAUCUACCCUGCUGUGGUGCUUAACUCCCUAACGACAGAAGCUCGAACUGUGGGCCAGAACCACAAAGAGCUGGACAUCCACAGCCGAGCUCUCUUCAUCUCAGUAGCAGGCAUGAAACUGCUGCGUUCGUCCUUCUGUGCCCCGUCACAGCAGUACGUCACACUGUGCUUCACCACACUCUUCUUCCACUUUGACUACCCACACUUCUCGGAAACCUUCCUUAUCGACUACUACUUCAUGUCCAUUCUCUUCAGCAAGAUGUGGGACCUGUUGUACAAGCUUCGCUUUGUGCUGACUUACAUCGCCCCCUGGCAGAUCACCUGGGGAUCAGCCUUCCACGCCUUUGCUCAACCCUUUGCUGUGCCCCACUCUGCUGUGCUUUUUGUCCAGGCUAUCUUCUCUGCCAUAUUUUCCACCCCUCUCAAUCCUGUCCUAGGCAGUGCUGUGUUUGUCACCUCAUACACCAGACCUGUAAAAUUCUGGGAGCGUGACUACAACACCAAGCGGGUCGAUCAUUCUAACACCAGACUUGCCACUCAGUUAGACCGUAACCCAGGUGCUGAUGACAACAAUCUGAAUUCAAUUUUCUACGAGCACCUGACGCGCUCUCUGCAGCACAGCCUGUGUGGAGACCUGCUGCUCGGCCGCUGGGGCAACUACAGCACAGGCGACUGCUUCAUCCUCGCGUCGGACUACCUCAAUGCUCUGGUGCACAUCAUCGAGAUCGGCAAUGGCCUUGUCACGUUCCAACUGAGGGGUCUAGAGUUCAGAGGUACCUACUGUCAGCAGAGGGAGGUAGAGGCCAUCACAGAGGGGGUGGAGGAGGACGAGGGAUGCUGCUGUUGUGAACCUGGUCACCUGCCCCACAUGUUGUCAUUUAAUGCUGCCUUUGGACAGCGCUGGCUGGCCUGGGAGGUGGCCGCUACCAAAUACGUACUAGAGGGCUACAGCAUCAGCGACAACAACGCAGCCUCCAUGUUGCAAGUAUUCGACCUUCGGAAGAUCCUCAUCACAUACUAUGUCAAGAGCAUCAUCUACUAUGUGAGUCGAUCUUCUAAGCUGGAAGAAUGGCUGACUAAUGAGACGAUUCAGGAGGCUCUGCGGCCUUGUCUCGGGCUUAACUACGUAGACAGUGACCCCACCUUCAACCUGAACAUCGAUGAGGACUAUGACCACAGGGCCUCCGGCAUUACCCCCUCCUCAUUCUGCAUGAUUUACCUGGACUGGAUUCAGUAUUGCAACAGCAGGCGUCAAACGCCGGUUACUUGUGAAAGAGAUUCUCCACUUGUCAACCUCUGUUUUGGGCUGUGUAUCCUGGGAAGAAGAGCUCUGGGCACAGCCUCCCACAGCAUGUCUGCAAGCCUGGAGCCGUUUCUCUAUGGCCUCCAUGCACUCUUCAAGGGAGACUUUCGCAUCACGUCUCCUAGGGAUGAAUGGGUGUUUGCAGAUAUGGACCUGCUGAAUCGAGUCGUGGCACCUGGAGUGCGGAUGUCCCUCAAACUGCAUCAGGACCACUUUACAUCUCCAGAUGAGUAUGAGGAUCCGAUGGUUCUGUAUGAUGCCAUCACUGCCAACGAGGAGAAGAUGUUAAUAUCACACGAGGGCGACCCCGUGUGGCGCAGCGCUAUUCUAGCAAACAUGCCUUCCCUGCUGGCACUGCGCCACAUCAUGGAUGACGGCAGCGAUGAGUACAAGAUCAUCAUGCUUAACAAGAGGUUCCUCAGCUUCAGAGUCAUCAAGGUGAACAGAGAGUGUGUGCGAGGGCUGUGGGCGGGGCAACAGCAGGAGCUGGUUUUCCUGCGUAAUCGGAACCCAGAGCGUGGCAGCAUUCAAAACGCCAAACAGGCCCUGAGGAAUAUGAUUAACUCCUCAUGUGACCAGCCCAUUGGCUACCCCAUCUACGUUUCCCCCCUCACCACCUCAUAUGCUGGGGGGCACAGCCAGCUCCGGUCUGUGUGGGGAGGACCCGUCAGCCCACACAACAUUUACACCUGGCUCAUAAGUAGCUGGGACAGGUUACAGAAAGGUUGUGGUGCUGGCUGUAACAGUGGUGGAAACAUUGAAGACUCGGACUGUGGAGGCGGCUCCACCUCGAUCUCCACCAACCCAGCCAUUCACACCACCCAGAGUACACCAGCCUCCAGCCUUCCCCAGCCGCAUAUCACCACUGUCCAGCCCUCUAUGGGUACAGACAAUCCUGUAGGUCCAACCCAGAGCUGGCCUCACCACCCCCAACCUCUUCCAUUAGCUCUGCUCAGUCAGUCAGAGGGCAGGAUGGAGGCAGGCCUGCUCACAUCCCUGCAGCGUACGUCCUCCAUUCAGGGGCUUCUGGGCCAGCAGCUGUCUAGCUCCCAGCUCUCCUUCAGCAGCACUGUGGCUCAGCCUCCUCUACCAGGCCCAGAGCGCUUCUGCCCGGCGAGCCUCUUGGAGAACUCCGGGCACAGAGCGGGCCAGCGGGCUGGCCUCAGCCAGGGCAGUGGACUACACUAUGAGUGCCACUUUGGCAAAUGGAGUUUUUCAGGCAGGAAGGGCUUUAACGGACCAGCUGCAGUGGAGGGGGAAGGAGGAACAGUACAGACCAUACGCACACAGUCUACUCCCCCUGCACCCCUACAAGAGGUCAGUCCAACACAAGAUCCUCUGGGAGCCACUCAAACGAUGGAUCCAACCCUGCUAACUGCAGGGGACCCCCCCACCCCCCGAGAGGAAUCCACAGAGCUGCCUUUACUUGAGCACCUGCGCUGAGUCUGCACUGGGAGACCCCGAGUGACAUUGUCUGCAGUGAAAGCACACCGCGGUUGAAUCUGAACCGGGCUUGGCCCAUCCAGACCGGACUCAUUCCAGCCUUCAGCACUCAUUCCAUCAACCCUAGUUUAAGUGACUCGGUGCAACCACGAUUUGUAAAUCCUCUAAUGGCCCACUGCAAUACUGGAUUGAUUUGGUUAUAUACACAUCACCUCUCUCCUUCUCAGCCAAAGGAGUUAAACAUCUGAAUGCUGAGCUGAUGCAUGUCAGAUCAUGAAAUGAUUUCAGCCAAAGUCAGCUUUCAUCAAGACUCACGAGGCCUGAUGAUAUACUCGUACAUUUUUUUCUCCAAACAAAGGCACUCAGUGUCUCUAUGGACAACCUUUUGGUUGUGACAGUAGUGACAGGCCAGAAAGGCCAGUGCAAUUAUAAGGGAUAUUUUGCUUGAGGAUUGUUUAUUUUUCUAUACUGGAGAAUAGAGGAUCACCUCUGACUUUCUCUCACUUAACAUCUGCACCAGCAGGUUUUUUUUUUUUUCUUGCAUCACCAAUCAAAAAAAAGAUCAGUUUGUUGCUGUACGUGCAGGUGAAGGAUAUGUGGAAACCAUGAUAAGCCUUGUUUUGUUUUUCCCCCAUCCUCACCGGACCUACAGUCAUGUGUCAAAUAAUAUUUAUCAGUACAUAUUGAACAAUUUCUGGAGCCUCCACAUCUAUUCCCCUGCACAUUACACAUAUUCAACAAGGAAAAAAAACACAUCCCACCAAAAUGUCAUCUUUGUCCUCUGGCCUGUUUCCUACAGAGGUGCCUGACAACAUCAACACUCAACAGUUCUGUCUUGGAGCAAGUUUCAGGGAAAAAAAAAAAAACUCCCAUCCCAGCCAACAUGUGGUGCUUUUACCGCUAGUUUACAGUCUAUUUAGGCCUGGACACGAGUCCUGAAUCUGACUAGCAACACAGAGAUGUGGGAUGGCUUCGGACAGAGCUGGUGUCCAUGGAUCAGGAUCAAGCAGAGGGUGAUUCCAAUCUGUGAAAAUUGUGUUGAUCACAAACCGGGAGUGUUAGAAACUUCAAGCCUUUUUUUUGUUUUGGUGAGUGGAAUGUCCUUUUUUGUUUUACUUUACUUGAAGAAUCACCAGUUCCUCAGUGUUUAAGGGGCACUGAGUUUGUUUUCUUUGGAUGACCGAUCAAUAACGCCCUCUCUGAUCAGAUCCAGUCAGCUUAUGACUUUUCUCAAUAGCAGGGACCCAGGCUGCUUUGUGUGGGGAGCUCUGUUUUCUUUGCCUGCAGUACGGCCCCUCCCAUUGCUAUACUACUGCUUCUGCAUCUCCUGCUACUACUAAUAUAACCCACUACUACUGCAGUUAAACAGUUAAAUCCAGCGUUUUAGUUGGAAAUAAACAAAGCUGAAUAAAUACUGAAAGCAAAGGUGGAAUAUUUAUUUGAUUAAUAUUGUCUUACAGAUAUCUUUAACGGGGUUUGUCUAUAUGGUGUGCUGAUAUAUCGAAUUGGAAAUCUGCCUUCUGUCAACUGUACCCCCACCCCUCCCUCAAUUUGUUUGCUGUCAUCACAUUUGUAUCAUCUCACCAAUAGCUGUCUUUUUUUAUAUAUGUAAUAGAACUGGAAAUAUUCCUGAGAAGUCACUUUAGGUUGGUUUCUUUCCCACUCGUGCACUCUUUGUUCCACCACUGUGAAAAGCAACUGAAAACACUGAUUGAGGGUUGAAGUACAUCACACAAGACGAAACAGAAGCUGGCAGUCCAACCAAAUUCAGCCCUAAAUGUUUCCCCAGUUCCAGGGGCGUAGUCCCCUUGUGCCCAGUUGUCUGCAGUGGUUUAAAGAUUCUGAAAUAACCUUGUGCCAUACCAUUAAUCGCCGUAUCAGAAGACUGCUAGUUUUCUCACCAAAUAAUCUCUCAGAAACGUUGUUCCCCUGUAGGAAACUUGAAAGGAGGCCAGCGUUCUCAGGGUCUAUAACGGGAAAGAAAUUGACUUAUUCUGUGGGAAGACUUUUUGUCCAAAGGGAGAAAACUGAAAGGGGGAUAAAAAAAAUGUCACCGUUAUGAAGCACGUCGAGUACUGGGUCAGACUAACGUUACAAAAGAUGCCCCCUUUACAGCGUUUUAUUCUCUCUUGGUUAAAGUAUGUUCUGCACACUGCAUGCUGUUAAAGCCACAUAUUUGUUGAAUCUUUCUGUCCUUGCAGCGCUGUUUUUUCCCACUUUCAGCUCUUUACAUCUGAACAAGGGACAUAUACAGUACAAAGCUUUUUCCCCCUUUUUAAAAAUCUUUUUGGCAGCCCUGAGAUUUCUGUCAGUCUCGGCUGUGAAGACGCUGCGGCAGGUGAAAAGUGCGUCACUAUCCCUCUCAAAACACGUUUGUAACUUCCUUGACUCAGGAAAAACAGACUCUCUGAUCAGUGUUGUUUUCUGUUUUUCUUUUCUUAUUCUUGUAUCCAAAGCAACAGGGAGUUAUAUUGUUUGGUUUUCUUUGCUUGGUUUUUUUUUUUGGUUUUAUUACUUUGCUGGGAGUGAGGAAAGCACAAGUUAACGGACAGACCUGGGUGUCAAUAAAAAAGGGAUUUCUUAAUCUCUGAAAUUAUGUACAGCAUGUUUCGUAUACAAAUUUAUAUUUAAAAUAUAAAUCUAUUUUAUUAUUAUUGGAUUUUGGGUUCUUUUACAUUGAAGACACUAUGUUGAGGUUUAUGGGAGGGACACUGUUUACCCAUCAGAGGGCAGAGCUGAGUGGAGAGAGGCACUCUUCACAUUGAAAUGUGCAGUUUGGGAAGAAUCAGUUAAUACUUCUUUUGCACAAAAUGUAUCAUACACCAUCCCACUUUGUUAUCAUUUUAUUAUUUUAGCUAUUUUUUUGUGGGGGGGGGGGGUCUUUUAUUUAAGAACUUUAAGUCAAUGUUAAAUGUUCUGUACAGUUUUUUAUGUGAUUUUUCUUUUUUUUUUCUUUUUUUUCCCUC
Molecule: messenger RNA, 8481 nt
Organism: Seriola dumerili (greater amberjack)
Lineage: Eukaryota; Metazoa; Chordata; Actinopteri; Carangiformes; Carangidae
Gene: pcnx3
Product: pecanex homolog 3
Exons: 34
Coding region: 539-5515 (1658 amino acids)
Cellular component (GO): membrane
Source: RefSeq, a predicted model, not a curated record